This is a messenger RNA of Medioppia subpectinata, 2088 nucleotides long. NCBI's taxonomy places the organism in Eukaryota, Metazoa, Arthropoda, Arachnida, Sarcoptiformes, Oppiidae. The record is from the annotation of a GenBank genome assembly.
AUGAGUACUGAAGACAAUCACACUCUCAAGCAUUCAGACAUUGAUUGUCGCCAUCCGUUGGAUCAUUUGUCCACAUUCAGCAUAACAUCUUUACGUAUAAAAAACUGUUUUGCGUUCACUGACGACACGGGCGCUGGAGAUCAGGUCCAACUGAUCGACGCGUACGGGUGUCCGGCGCCGGCAGCCGACGCUUUGAUCUCCCCUUUUAACUACAACACCACACAUACAGCCGAAGCCGUAUUGUAUGAGAUGUUUAAAUACCCGGACACUAAUAAACUGAACAUACAGUGCGACGCUAUACUGUGUCGGGGCGGCUGUCAGGAGCCGGUGUGCGACUCACCCGGUUAUAAGGGUAGGGAUUUGGCUCUUGAUGGGUAUUCACAACUGUCAGCCUCCACCUCGAUGUUUGUUUUCGAGCCAACAGAUGAUUCACUUACCCACGAAAAUUUGUCCGAGUGUACUGAAUGGAGAUUCCCAUGGUUAAUUACCCUGUGCAUAGUGUUGGCCGUGUUAUUACUAUUAAUGUUAUUGUUGAACAUGUUCAUGUGCUCAUCGCUUAGUUGCCGAUGUAUUAAAACUGAGAUCGUUGAACAGGAACCGGACGAGACAGUCGACGACUACGACCCAUAUCGGGCCGACUGGACGGCCCCGAACUCACGGUACGGGUCCCGCAAUUCACUAAACAAAGGCUAUCCCGAGGGGACACUCAAGUCAAACAAAUCGCAGCCAAAAUCGUAUCACUUGGGCUACGAUAACGACGACUACGUUCCCGACCAACACAACCGGUCAUACUCUACACUACAAACCCGUUCGCCCCGACCCCGAUCGCCGGGUCCGCCCCUCUCAACCUACUCGACCCACUCGUUAAAGUCAAAUAAAAAAUUAAAGCCAAUUAAAACGAUCGAGAUCGAUUACUCGAUUGACAACAAUAAUAAAAAUCCAUAUAAUUUGGCCCGUCUCAAUGCUUUCAUUCAUCCACACAUUAGGGACGGGUACGAGUCGGUGGUGGGCGGCGGUCAUUACAAUGGGGCGCAUCUCCGGUGGACCGCACCGGGCGAUGACGUGUACACCGGACGAGCGCACAAAGUAGAGCUCCGGGUGUCUCUGACGCCAAAAACUUUUCAUAAGUUUGCGUUAUUUGAAGCCAACGAACCGGUGGACGAACGCUGGUUAGUGGCCGGCACUCUGCAGCCGCCACCUGAGAGCCGGCACCCCAUGUCAGCCAAGUUUAAAGUCCCGGAACCACUACUGACUGCUGCAAAGGGUAGGACAAGUCGUACGGCCCGGGAAUUGGGGCCCAAAAUGAGCUUUUAUUUCGCGGUCAGGGCUGCCGACGAGGCCGGGAAUGUGGGCCCCGUGUCUAAUAUAGCGGCCGUACAUUUUGGUUACGUACGCCUACCGGAGCCCACAUAUGAUAGGCUAGUGGUGGGCACCGAUAGCCGCCCAUUUGAGUCGACGUUAUUGCAAAGUCACGUGUCUAUCGCGAGUCCAGUGCUCUUCUACCACAACCGAGUGCUCAUACAAAAGCUGAAGAACGCAUCGGUAGUGCCGGUGCCGCGAGAGUUGGGCCGAAACACACGGUUUGUGGUCACCAGCGAUGAUAUCGAGAGUCUGAAUGUGACGCUUAAGGCGCCCGACGGCCGGGUCUAUGGUUUGGGCGGCGAUCGAGCGGUGUAUCGGCCGCUGGAGAUGAGAGCGGCGUUCGCUAUACCGAUGGCCGACGAGGGUAAAUGGACAGUUGGCUUUGAGCGCAUCAACCGGGACAACAAGCAAGACACUGCAAUAGCAUACCUAUCCGUUACCAGUGAGUCCCGGGUGGACGAGCCCGUGAAGGUCAGGGCAUGGAUUGACACACCAUUCACGGCCACCGGUAAGGGUCCGGACCAUAAGGUAACCACAACGGCGGUCAUUACGGCAGAAGUAACCAAACGGUACAACUAUGUCAUCUGCGCGGAUGUGUUGGCACUCGUGGACAGGCCUACAGGCGAUCCACUGGUGGUGCGGCUCCGGGAUAAUGGUUUGGGCGCCGAUAAAGUGGCUAACGAUGGCCUGUAUUCCGGGGUUUUCCGCCAGUUUAAUGGGAACGGC